This is a messenger RNA of Suillus bovinus, 1566 nucleotides long. Its product is annotated as ribonucleotide reductase small subunit. The coding region runs from base 325 to 1350 and encodes 341 amino acids. Gene Ontology annotation, biological process: deoxyribonucleotide biosynthetic process. Lineage: Eukaryota; Fungi; Basidiomycota; Agaricomycetes; Boletales; Suillaceae. The transcript is spliced from 7 exons. Gene Ontology annotation, molecular function: oxidoreductase activity. The record is from RefSeq and is a predicted model, not a curated record.
CGCGAACAUUACUAACGUUCCAUCAUUACCAAAAGUCCCAAACCAAUCAGCUUACACCAUUUCUCACGUCUUCACCUUGUUUCACGUCGUGGUUCACACUGACACAGAUUUUUAAAAUAUCAGGACACGGGCACCAGUGAACGCGCGGCCCGGGAUAAUCGGAUGACCCCAAAAAAAAUCAGUCACGUACAUCACAUGAUUACGUGACCUUUCAAAGGGGUCGUUCAGGCUCACUACUAUUAACUAGACCUUUCAAUCAAGGAGACAUCACAACAGAAGCUUUCUCUCAGCGACCCAUUUCUCUACUCUGAGGGAUGUGAUGGUAUGAACAGCUCGGGUGAUCCAUGCGAGAGUGGAAUUUCAGAAGGGGAAUAUGAACCGCUCCUCAUGCCUUCUCAACGGCGCUUUGUCCUUUUCCCCAUACAGUAUCAUGAAAUCUGGAACAUGUACAAGAAAGCGGAGGCAUCUUUUUGGACUGCCGAAGAAAUGGAGCUCUCAACAGACAUUGUGCACUGGAAUACCCGACUAACUGCAAAUGAACGCCACUUCAUCUCACAUAUUUUAGCUUUUUUUGCUGCGUCUGAUGGCAUAGUUAACGAGAAUCUGGUUGAGCGUUUUUCCAACGAAGUCCAGAUCCCAGAAGCUCGAUGCUUUUACGGUUUCCAAAUCAUGAUCGAAAAUGUUCACGCAGAGACCUAUUCGCUCCUUAUCGACACACUCAUCAAGGACGUCAAUGAGCGCCAGUAUCUUUUUGAUGCCAUAGAGACGAUACCGGCCGUCAAGCGAAAAGCAGACUGGGCGUUACGAUGGAUAUCUGACAAGGAGGCAACAUUUGCUACUCGGCUAGUUGCCUUUGCUGCGGUUGAGGGUAUCUUCUUUUCCGGCUCGUUUGCAUCAAUAUUUUGGCUCAAAAAGCGUGGAUUAAUGCCGGGGCUCACUUUCUCCAAUGAACUCAUCAGUCGUGACGAGGGGAUGCACACCGACUUCGCUUGCCUUUUAUUUACCCAUCUCAGGCGAAGACCGCAUCAGGAUGUUAUACAAAAAAUUAUUACAGAAAGUGUCCACAUUGAACAAGAGUUCUUAGUAGAUGCUCUUCCAGUCAGUCUCAUUGGCAUGAACGCAACCAUGAUGUGCCAGUAUAUUGAGUUUGUCGCCGACCGUCUUCUACAAUCGUUGGGGAAUGACAAGUUCUACAACUCUACCAACCCCUUUGAUUUUAUGGAAAUGAUUUCCAUGCAGGGAAAGACAAAUUUUUUCGAGAAGCGCGUGUCUGACUAUGCGAAGGCACAUGUCAGACAAUUGGACACUCCAGCAUCUUCAAGGGUAUUUUCUCUUGACGAGGAUUUCUGAGCCUCUAUUCCCUUUCGUCGUUCGCGACUUCGACUAAUAACAUAGACUGGUACCCAAUCACGUACCUAAUAUCUUAUUCCACAGCCACCAUAUGCCUGUCUGUCACCUUGUAACCCCCUACUUAGUCUUUAGUAUUUUCCGUAGUUCACUACUCACACUUUAUCAUGUAUAAGACCGUCUGCAUCUCGAGAACACAUGUUGCCAUUUCGAGGAAAA